This is a messenger RNA of Saccostrea echinata, 667 nucleotides long. Its product is annotated as pancreas transcription factor 1 subunit alpha-like. The coding region runs from base 1 to 627 and encodes 208 amino acids. Gene Ontology annotation, molecular function: protein dimerization activity; DNA-binding transcription factor activity, RNA polymerase II-specific; RNA polymerase II transcription regulatory region sequence-specific DNA binding. The transcript has 2 exons. The record is from RefSeq and is a predicted model, not a curated record. Gene Ontology annotation, biological process: regulation of transcription by RNA polymerase II; developmental process. Lineage: Eukaryota; Metazoa; Mollusca; Bivalvia; Ostreida; Ostreidae.
AUGGAUUACUUACAAUACGACAAAGUUAGCGCUUCGCCUGAUUCUUCAGCCUGUUCAUUUGUGGAUGAUUUUCCUGCAGUUUCUGAUGAAAGUCAAGAUUCUAACGCUGAAAGUGUACCGAAAUUAAACCUGAAAAUCAAAAAGAAAAAGAACAGCCAUUUUCACCAAAUUCAACAGAGAGAGGCAGCAAAUCUCAGGGAAAGGAAAAGAAUGCAAUCUAUCAAUGAGGCUUUUGAAGGACUCAGGGCUCACAUUCCCAUGUUACCUUACGAGAAAAGACUUUCCAAAGUUGACACAUUAAAGCUGGCUAUAGGCUACAUAGGGUUUUUAUCGGAACUUGUCAAAUCUAACGUUGGAACCACAAACCCUCAACUGUCAUCAAGCAGGGAAAAACAGAAGAAAAUCGUAAUCAAAUGUCACUAUAGCACGCGAGCAGACGACAUAGCACGUGGCUGGCAGCCUCUGGCGGGUCAUUCCUUGUCUUGGAAAGACGAAAAGAACCCGGGCCUUGGUCCUAAUCGGACAUUGUUCGCCAAGACCUGGGUACCAGAGGAUCCAACAAAACAUAAAAAUACAUUUGAGGAGUGUGGCGAGGUGGUUCAAGCGGACUCUACAAUCAGCUUAUAAAUAUUAAAACGUACAGAUUUUAAAGAAAAGACGUAUUCAA